Lodderomyces theae is the source of this 1707-nucleotide messenger RNA. It is a transcript of the gene HIP1, whose product is annotated as Hip1p. The transcript has a single exon. Gene Ontology annotation, molecular function: amino acid transmembrane transporter activity. Gene Ontology annotation, biological process: amino acid transmembrane transport. NCBI's taxonomy places the organism in Eukaryota, Fungi, Ascomycota, Pichiomycetes, Serinales, Debaryomycetaceae. The coding region runs from base 1 to 1707 and encodes 568 amino acids. The record is from RefSeq and is a predicted model, not a curated record. Gene Ontology annotation, cellular component: membrane.
AUGAGCUUCAAGGAAGAAGAGCCUACAACAAGCGCAGAAUAUAGCACAACUGAAUACAAUUCUUCACGAUGGACACGGUUCAAAGAUUCUUUCAAAAGAGCUGAAGAAGCCGAGGUUAAUUCAGGAAGCUCAACCAAUGAUUUAGAAGCCAAUUCGUCGAGCGAAGGAGAUCUACAUCGUGACUUGAAAAAUAGACAUGUUCAAAUGAUUGCACUUGGAGGAUCAAUAGGGACCGGAUUGUUAAUUGGUUCAGGUGGAGCAUUGAGUCAGGGUGGACCGGCCAGUUUGGUGAUUGCAUGGGGUUUAGUUGGAACAAUGGUAUUUUGUGUCAUACAUGCCUUGGGAGAAUUGUGUGUUGCAUUCCCAGUUAAUGGUGCUUUUUCCACAUACGCAACAAGAUUCAUAGACCAAUCAUGGGGGUUUGCUGUUGGUUGGAACUACGCAAUCAUGUGGUUGUUUGUGUUGCCGUUGGAGUUGGUUGCAGCAGCAAUGUGCAUCACCUAUUGGAAUGAUGAGAUAAACCCCGCAAGUUGGGUUGCCAUCUUCUAUGUCUUUAUUUAUGGGAUAAACAUAUUCGGGGUCAAAGGAUACGGCGAAGCUGAAUACUAUUUGACUAUUCUCAAAAUCAUAGCCAUCGUCGGGUUUAUAAUAUUGGGAGUUGUACUAGUGUGUGGUGGAGGACCAACACAUGACUUUAUUGGCGGAAGGAAUUGGCACGUCGAGAAAGGUGCUUUUGCCAAUGGGUUUAAAGGGGUUGCAACUACAUUUGUAACGGCGUCGUACUCCAUGGCAGGGUCUGAAAUGGUGGGGUUGGCAAGUGCAGAAACAAGAAAUCCAAGAGAAACACUCCCCAAAGCUAUUCGUCAAGUCUUUUGGAGACUUAUUUUGUUCUACUUCCUUUCAUUGACGAUGAUUAGUUUACUCGUGCCUUAUAACUCACCUGAUUUGCUUGGUGCUGGUACAUCAUCAACUUCACCUUUUGUCAUUGCUAUCAAAAACGGGGGAAUCCAUGCUCUCCCUUCAAUUUUCAACGCCUGCAUCUUGAUAUCGAUCCUUUCGGUAGGCAAUUCAGCUGUAUAUGGAUGCUCACGUACAGUACAAUCAUUGGGUCUUCAAGGAUUGGCGCCUCAAAGUUUUGCAUACGUCGACAGAAAAGGUCGCCCAUUGGGGGGAUUAGCCCUCUCAGCAUUGUUUGGUUUGCUCUGCUUCCUUGCUGCAUACAAGAACCAAGGCACUGUUUUCAAUUGGCUCUUGAGCGUAGCGGGACUUGCAACUAUAUUUUCAUGGUUUAAUAUUGCAUUGUGUCAUUUCCGUUUCAGACAAGCAUUACACGCACAAGGAAGAUCGAUUGAAGAGUUGACUUUUACUUCUGUCACUGGUGUUUUUGGUUCAAUCUACGCAAUGGGGUUCUUACUCACAGUCUUGGGAAUUCAAUUUUGGACUGCGCUAUUUCCAAUUGGUUCAAAAGAUGCCGAUGCCGAGCACUUUUUCCAAAACUACUUGGGAGCUGUCGUCAUAUUGGUUUUCUAUGUUGGUCACAAACUAUACACUAGAAACUGGAAGAUUUGCAAACUGUUGAACGAUAUAGACAUUGAUACCGGCAGAAGGCAAGUUGAUCUAGACUUGAUUCGGGCGGAACUCGAGGAAGAAAAGCUUUUGAACAAGCAAAAACCACUCUACAAACGUAUUUGGAAUUAUUGGUUUUGA